Molecule: messenger RNA, 730 nt
Organism: Lactuca saligna
Lineage: Eukaryota; Viridiplantae; Streptophyta; Magnoliopsida; Asterales; Asteraceae
Source: the annotation of a GenBank genome assembly
AUGGCGAGGCCUAUGAGCAUCGUGGAUCAUGGACCCAACGAUGGCACCCACCGCCUAUAUGACGUCAAAUUCUUCACAGAAACGAUUUUAACCAUAGUCACAAGCACACCCUCUUACGUUGACACGUGGAUCUCCGACAUCGAACGCCUCCACAGCCACAGUCUCAGCUCCCUCAUCGUCGGCCUCGAUCUCGAGUGGCGUCCUAACUACUGCCGCGACUGCAAAAACCCUGUGGCGACACUCCAACUGUGCGUGGGACGCAGAUGCCUGAUUUUCCAAAUCCUCCACUCCCUAAUUAUCCCUUGGUCGCUCUGUAACUUCCUCAGAAAUCCCUCCUACACUUUCACCGGCGUCGGAAUCGAUGAAGACGUGAAGAAGCUUACGGAUGAUUACUUCCUUGUAGUUGCGACGGCGGUUGAUUUAAGGUUGAUUGCUGCGAAGAAGUACCGUGUGAAGGAGCUUAAGAAUGCAGGGUUGAAACAAUUGACGAGAAAGGUUCUUCGGAAGGAGAUGAGCAAGCGGAAGGCUGUUACGAUGAAUCGGGAGGAUCUUGAUUUUAGGGAAUCGAACAAAUUCGAAUUAUCAAUCCAUGAUCUAAUAAGAGUUUAGUGUGCCUCAAGGAAGAUGGAGCCUUCUCCAUGAAUCUGUAGUUUUGCAUUGUGGUGAUAAAUUCAAAAGUGUUGUCUUUUUAACAUCGUAAGUUAAUAGAGAUUAGACUUAUUGGACUUCU